CUUCUAAGAUCCAGACAUCAUUCUAAUAGUUUGUUACCAUUAAUGAAAGUGGUGGUUAUUCGGAACCAGAACGUGGCGGCUUGGCAUCCAGAACCUUCGUUUCCUUACGAACAGACGAGGCCGUUAUUAUCGGAAACUACCGAGGAUCAGGUGUGGUACUUUUGGCUCUCAGAUGCUAAGAGUAAACCAGUACCAGGAUCAACCACCGUCUUACUCAAAAACAUUUUUUAUACCUCUAAGCACGAGUGGUUCACUAGGACCAGAGAAGAACGUCUUCGGAGUGUUGCAGCUCCCACGCCUCGAAAAAACUAG
Messenger RNA from Angiostrongylus costaricensis, 312 nucleotides. The record is from the annotation of a GenBank genome assembly. NCBI's taxonomy places the organism in Eukaryota, Metazoa, Nematoda, Chromadorea, Rhabditida, Metastrongylidae.